AUGGAAAAUUAUGAAGAGACGAUAGUUGAUCUUAAUUAAACUUAUAGAAAAGUUAUUGUGAUUCCUGAAGGAAUUCUCGUAACUGUUACGCUGCCUUUGCCUGCUUGCCAGUACGAGUUAACAAGAUUGCUGAGGCCUGCACCCGCUACCCAGUAGUUGGAUAAGUCGACUCUCUGCCAAAUGGAAAUCCGAAGCCCAGGUAUAUCUCUUGUUUAACUCUGCAAAAAUAGCGAAUGGUCAGAAAACAUACCGCUGACUCUGCUGGAUAUCUCUUUCCAGCUCUCGGCUCUAUCCCUCUAAAGCAAAAAAAACUUGAUCUGGAGUAAAGCAUGCAGUCUGGUAGCCUGACAUAAUGCUUCAACAAGCCUAGUAAGCCGGCCGGGCUACAAUUCUAACACCAUCAUCGCUUCUCCGAGGUCCCUACCCUACCAAUAUUGGAUCAGCUGCAGGAGCUAAGAUGGUGUUUGCUCUCCACGCCAUUUUAAUAUAUGAAAAGACUAUAGUGAUUUGUGAUUUAUGGUGAUCACUAUUUAGUGGAUUUUCAAUGCUAGAAAGCCAAUUACUUAGCCACGGCUGCAGCCGGCCCCAAAAUUACCAAUGUGACUUUUGCCAUCAGAUGCUCUCUGCAGAGUCUACAAUAAAUCAUCAAAAUGAAUGCCCAGCGUUAAAUCAAAUUUUAAACAGAAGAGAAGACAAUGAGCAAUGCAGCAUAUGCAGACGCCAAAUAUCCAGCACAGAGCUCCAAGACCAUUUAUAUGCACAUAGCCUUGAAAGAGGAGAAAUCCAGGGAUCUGGAAACCAAGGAUAUAAAGACAUUAUGCUUCCAAUUGAUGAAAUAGCGUAAGGAAAAUACAGUAAUAAUGCAAGCCAGGAGGACAGCCAGCAUCCGGUAAUCAAUCUAUUUGGGGCAAUAAAAGACAGGAUACGCCAAGGCGUUGGGAUUAUUAAUAACUUGCCAAUAAGAAUUGUUGAUAGCGAAGCACCUGUACAAAGGCCGAAUUUAGAGCUGAGAAGAAAUGACCCAAUAUUGAAUGUACAGCCAAGAAAUCAGCCACGCCAGCAUCCUUUAAUAGCCCCACUUGAGCAGCCUCCAGGGCGUGUUAAUCUUCCUUAUCAUAGAAUUGGCUUACAGCGUCCAUCUAGUGGCCCAGGAGCUAGGCCAAGGCAAAUUCCAGUAAACAAUCAAGGAGCAAAUUUAGUAAACAAUCAAAGAGAAAGUUUGCCAGUUUCACAGUUCAAAGGCUCAGGCGAGAGCACAUCAUGUACAAUCUGUAUGGAAGAUUUUCAGAUAGGUGUUGGCAUAAAAAGUCUCCCUUGUUUUCACCAAUAUCAUACUGAAUGCAUAGAUUUGUGGCUGGAGCGUCACAAUAAUUGCCCGAUUUGCAAAGCAAAUGUAUUUUCAGAUAAUUAG
Blepharisma stoltei is the source of this 1411-nucleotide messenger RNA. NCBI's taxonomy places the organism in Eukaryota, Ciliophora, Heterotrichea, Heterotrichida, Blepharismidae. The record is from the annotation of a GenBank genome assembly.